This is a messenger RNA of Brenthis ino (lesser marbled fritillary), 477 nucleotides long. Lineage: Eukaryota; Metazoa; Arthropoda; Insecta; Lepidoptera; Nymphalidae. The record is from the annotation of a GenBank genome assembly.
AUGUUUACAAAGGUCAUCGUCUUUGCCGUCGUAGUGCUAGCUACAAAUGCACAGCAUCACAGUCAGGGACACGCUACGUCUUCACAAUCGAUCAUCCAUCACGAGGUCUCACACAGCCAGCCAAGCUACCACCACGUCCAGCCAGUCGCCGUCCACUCUGCACCCAUACUCCAUCAACCCGUUCAGUAUCACCAACAGAGUUCACACGGGCAUGAAGAGCACUACGCUCAUCCUAAAUACCAGUUCCAAUACAACGUGGAGGACCACCAUACCGGAGACAUCAAGUCUCAGCACGAGACGCGUGACGGAGACCAUGUAACUGGCUUCUACAGCCUGCACGAACCCGACGGCACUGUGCGCAUCGUGCACUACAACGCUGACGAUCAUAAUGGAUUCAAUGCUAAUGUAGAACAUCAGGGACACUCCACACACGUCCAGCCUGUACAUCAUGCUCCACAACAUGCUCUAUAUCAUCAU